Messenger RNA from Tarenaya hassleriana, 981 nucleotides. RefSeq lists its product as uncharacterized. Bases 352 to 789 code for a protein of 145 amino acids. The transcript has 4 exons. The record is from RefSeq and is a predicted model, not a curated record. NCBI's taxonomy places the organism in Eukaryota, Viridiplantae, Streptophyta, Magnoliopsida, Brassicales, Cleomaceae.
AAAAAAACAGAACAAAAUACAUAGCAAUUUUUUUUUAAAAAAGAUUUUUUUGUAACGACGGAGAUUACAAAAUCCCGGAUUCGAUUCGAUUUGCCAGAGACCCGAAAAGAAUCUGAACACACACAAAAAAACCCAACUUUUUUGUUUCUUCUUCAACCUUCGAGCGUUUAGGGUUUUUCAAAUCCCCUCUUUCGAAGUCUGAAUUUGUUUUUUUUUUUUUUUUUGUAAUUACGAUCGUUGCGGAUUAAUAGUAUAUGUAGUAUAACACAGUGUUUACCAUUCAGAGUUCUGAGAAAUCUGUUCUGGGUUUUCGAUUGUUGCUGUGGGAAAAUCCAUGUUCGUCGCUGUUCAAUGGAUCUCUCUGUAGCGCAAUCCACUCUACCUGUCGAAGAAGAUGACCAGUGGGACUCUGAAGGGUUUGUGAUUCCAAGCUUGGAACUUGGAGACAAUGCUGUUGAUUCAGAAGUCCAGGCAUCGAAUCCUCCUUCUCCAAAGAACAAGACUGAAGAAAACAUCUACUUAGGACCACACGGAGCGCCUCCUUCACAGACAAAGCAGCAGCAAGAGGGUAACCUAUCGAACCGGAAGCAGCGGUUCAGGCAGAAGCUGGCUGAAGCGGAUCAGAGGAUGACCGGGUCAGGGUCAGGCCGGGAAAACAAGCUGGCCAACCUGCAAGAGCUUGUAGGCAAUGCUGGCAGAGCGGCUAACCUUAACGUGCCAAAGGGUUCGUCCAGGGACUGGCUCGAUCCACAUUGCCAUGAAUCACAGUUUGAGAAAAGGCAUCGCUAGUCAUCAGCUUUUACGUGUUCCCUUAGUGUGUUAUGAGAACACUCAGAUUUCAAGCAAUAAAGCCGGACGUGGUAAUGAAUCUAAUGAUCAUCUCUGUUCUUGAAGAGAUCAUCACCUCCUCUGUCUUUGAGCAGAAACAAAAGAGUGAUCAAAGGGUGUACUCUUAUCUUCUUUACUGUUUGAAGCUGGUAA